Messenger RNA from Lasiosphaeria miniovina, 3122 nucleotides. Its product is annotated as glycosyl transferase family group 2-domain-containing protein. The transcript has 3 exons. NCBI's taxonomy places the organism in Eukaryota, Fungi, Ascomycota, Sordariomycetes, Sordariales, Lasiosphaeriaceae. The record is from RefSeq and is a predicted model, not a curated record. The coding region runs from base 284 to 2977 and encodes 897 amino acids.
UCCGAGUCGGAUCCUGCGGUCCGUUAGCGGCCUGCCAGUGCGGAAGUUUCUUGGGCGUUGCUAACAACCGUGGGUACAGAUACGAGGGGCUUUUCCAGUAAAGUAGAUCUUAAUAUUGGUCAGGCUGUGACACAAGCAGACCGGCAACCCGGGUCACCAAAAACCUUAGACUCCCCGCUCCCAUCCCCAAUCUUGAGCUUCCCGGUGACGGGAGUCAAACGAGAGAGCGAACCGCCUCUUCACUUAGCCAAAGACAGGCCCAGGUUCGUGGACUGUUGUCACCAUGGGCGUUGGGAGCUAUUUCAAGGCCCAAAAGCCAGAGCCGCCGCUUCCCAAUCCGCUCCCCCCUCGGAAACACGCAAAGCCGCCAAAGAGCUCGAACCAGAGGCGUAGCCCUCUGCGAGAAUCGCCCGAAUCAGAGAAGUCACCAUCAGAAGGCUCGCUGAACAAUGACCUCGAGCUCCAGCCGCCGGCUUCGGUGCAGCUCAGCUCCCGGCCGCAGUCCAUAUCAGGGCGGUCGGUGAGGUCAGCGAGCAGUUCCAUGUUUCUGGACGACAUCAAGCACGAGGUCAUGGUCAACUACCUAUAUCAGCAACAAUGCUCCCAUCUGUGGGUUUCGGACGGAAGCGGCGAGAUCGAAGGCGUCCUUUUGCGCAAAGCUAGGGGACAAUACAUGGCCUGCCCGCCGCAGCUGGGCAAUUCCCCAUUUGCCAUGGCGUGUGCAGCACUAAACGUCCAGUGUGCCAUGACAGUCAACUCUCGGGUCAUCAAAACCUUUUUGCAAUGGUCUCCUGAGGCAGUUGACGUGCCCCUGAUGAACGGCCUGCGCGUUCAAAUCCUGCCCACAAUUGACGACUUGACGCGCGCGAGGAAACACCAGUUCGCAGCUUUUGUCGCCUCUGAAGGCCUCCUCGUGGUGUGGGAUGAUGACGCCCUGCACCUUGUUCAGAGAGCCAAGGCCAUCGAGUCGGAGCUCAUGGAGCUUGUAUGGAAGGCUGGGGGCGAAGAGGAUGAGGACGAGAAAAAGGGGCCGCCCGUGGCCGAGGCCGAGAUCGACGAGGAGAGCGGGGAGCUGAAGCCCGAGAAACGGCCAGUUCACCUGCAGAAUACCUAUCUUGUCAGCUUGACGUUGAUCAUCGUUAUCGUCUCCCUUGGGGCCGCGUUCAGAGCACUGGCCAUUGAGGUGUCUGUGGACGGUCAAUAUCUGCGCCUAGCUCUUGUCGCUCUCUUUCCGGUCCAGAUUUUCUUCACCCUCUUUUUUGCCCAGGUCAUUGUCGGCUGUCUAGCGCAGAUCUUUGGUCCGAUUCGCCAGCUCACUAUCAAUUCCAAGUUUUACUCGGCCCGCCCGCCCCCGAGGCUGCAGGCGUCCAUUCUCCCACACGUCACGGUCCAGUGCCCAGUUUACAAGGAGGGUCUCGCCGGUGUCAUUGCGCCCACUGUCAAGUCUAUCAAGCAGGCCAUGUCCACAUACGAACUUCAGGGCGGAUCGGCCAAUAUGUUCAUCAACGAUGACGGUCUCCAGCUCAUCUCUGAGGAGGACCGCCGCGCCCGCAUCGAGUUCUACGCCGACCACAGCAUUGGCUGGGUUGCCCGCCCUAGGGAUGGCGAGAACGGCUUCUUGCGUCGCGGUAAAUUCAAGAAGGCGUCCAACAUGAACUUUGCCCUCAUGAUUUCGUGCAAGGUCGAGGAGAAGCUGGCUGCCCUCCAGCGUGCCCCCGAUUGGUCGCAACACGACGAGGCGCAGGCCUAUGAGCGCGCGCUGAAGGAAACUCUCGAGGAAGACGGCCGUGCCUGGGCUGAUGGCAACAUCCGUGUUGGUGACUACAUCUUGCUUAUUGACUCAGACACGCGUGUGCCAGCCGACUGCCUGCUUGACGCCGUGUCUGAGAUGGAGCUGUCCCCUGACGUUGGCAUUAUGCAGUUCUCGUCCGGUGUCAUGCAAGUUGUCCACACCUACUUCGAGAACGGCAUCACCUUCUUCACCAACCUCGUCUACAGCGCGAUUCGGUAUACUGUUGCCAACGGCGACGUUGCCCCGUUCGUCGGUCACAACGCUGUUCUCCGGUGGUCUGCUAUCCAGCAAGUCUCCUACGAGGAUGAGGACGGCUACGAGAAGUUCUGGUCCGAGAGUCACGUGUCAGAAGACUUCGACAUGUCCCUGCGUCUUCAGUGCAACGGUUACAUCAUCCGUCUUGCUGCAUGGGCUGGCGAGGGCUUCAAGGAGGGCGUGUCACUCACAGUGUAUGAUGAGCUGGCGCGGUGGGAGAAGUACGCUUACGGUUGCAACGAGCUUCUCUUCCACCCCAUCCGCAAGUGGAUCUACAAGGGCCCCUUCACGCCGCUAUUCCGACGCUUCCUCUUCUCCAACAUCCGCUUCACGUCCAAGGUUACGGUAAUCUCUUACAUUGGAACCUACUACGCCAUUGGCGCCGCAUGGAUCAUGACCAGCGUCAAUUACUUCCUCAUCGGCUGGUUCAACGGCUACCUUGACAAGUACUAUAUCGACUCGUGGCAGGUGUGGUUCUCGAUUAUCAUUGUCUUCAACGGUCUUGGCAACAUCGCCCUCGCCCUUAUGCGCUACCGUGUCGGCGAGCGGAAUCUACUGUAUGCCGUCUUCGAGAACUUCAAGUGGACCUUUUUGCUUGCCAUCUUCCUUGGUGGUCUGUCGCUGCACGUGUCGCAGGCGCUGCUAGCGCACAUGUUUGAGAUCAACAUGACUUGGGGCGCAACCAGCAAGGAAGCCGAGUUUUCCAACUUCUUCAUUGAGAUCCCGAAGGUGUUGAAGAAGUUCAAAUUCUCCAUGAUAUUUGCCACCGUAUUUAUUGCGGGAAUGGUUGUUCUUGCCAUUGGUCCUUUCAUUCCGUACAGCUGGAACAUUACCGAUUUCGUUGCCAUCCUGCCCAUGGCGACCGUUGCCGUGUCGCAUCUUUUGCUCCCAUUAGCCCUAAACCCUGCGCUCAUGACGUUCUCGUGGUAAAGCGAUUGCCGCCGCAAGUCUUGCCACUGGCUGCGUGUAUUGUUGCUUGCGUCAUGUUUUCUCUUCUCACAUUUCGCAACCUCUCUCAUAUAUACUUACAUGUAUGUUGUCACACAUCUACCUUACAUACCUCGGUUCGCCAGAA